UUGUCUGUGAUGUGUUGAUAUUGAGUUGACAGUUCCUGAUAUACGUCGUUGUUUGGUUUCUUUUAUUGUUGUUAGAAGUAUAUUUAUUUGUCUUAAACAUUUGUGUUUGAUGUGUGGCAUUUAUGUUUCUUAAAUUAAAUGUUAUAAACAAUGUAGUUUCCUAUAAGUGAUUUCCACAUGAAACACCAUUUCGAUGGGACAGAGGUUAUGUGCGUUACCUUGAAUUUGUUUCAUGCCGGGGUUAUUUUAUUUAGUUGAAGUUUUGUGUGAAGCUGAUACACAGACUGUUUGCAAUGGAUAUGACAGCAAAUUCACAGUUGGAUAUGCUGGUGGGAGGGGAGUUCGACAUGGAACUGAACUUUGUCAUCCAGGAUGCUCAGAACAUAAAGCACAUGUUGGAGCUGCUGGAUCAUUGUCCUCCAAACUUACAGGCGGAGAUAUGGAGUGUGUUUAUCGCCAUCUUACGCAAGAGUGUCAGGAAUCUACAGGCAUGCACGGAUGUCGGUCUGAUAGAGCAUGUGCUACACCGGCUCACCCAGGCCGAGACAAUUGUUGCAGACCUGCUGAUCGACAUGCUGGGAGUGCUGGCCAGCUACAGUAUUACCGUAAAGGAGCUCAAGUUGCUGUUUGGCACUAUGAAAGCUGUCAAUGGCAAAUGGCCCCGUCACUCGACCAAGCUGCUCAACGUUCUCAGACAAAUGCCACAGAGGAAUGGACCUGACGUUUUCUUCAGUUUUCCUGGGAAGAAAGGAUCAGCUAUGGUGCUGCCACCUUUGGCUCGGUGGCCGUAUGAGAACGGGUUCACCUUCACCACCUGGUUCCGACUAGACCCCAUCAACUCUGUCAACAUUGAGAGAGAGAAGCCAUAUCUUUACUGUUUCAAGACCAGUAAAGGUAUUGGCUACUCGGCUCACUUUGUGGGCAACUGUCUCGUGUUAACAUCCAUGAAGAUUAAGGGCAAGGGCUUCCAACAUUGUGUCAAAUACGAGUUUCAGCCCAGGAAGUGGUACAUGAUAGCAAUAGUGUACAUCUACAAUCGCUGGACCAAGAGUGAGAUCAAGUGCCUUGUCAACGGACAACUCGCCUCAAGUACAGAAAUGGCCUGGUUCGUCUCCACGAACGAUCCAUUCGACAAAUGCUACAUCGGAGCGACGCCGGAGCUGGAUGAGGAGAGGGUGUUCUGUGGCCAGAUGUCUGCCAUCUACUUGUUCAGUGAAGCGUUAUCCACACACCAGAUAUGUGCCAUGCACCGGUUAGGCCCAGGCUACAAGUGUCAGUUCCGGUUCGACAACGAAUGCCAUUUGAGUCUGCCGGACAACCACAAGCGGGUGAGUGGUCCCGGUACUGGCGACGGUCCCAGUCCCGGUCCCGGUCCCGGCAUGAGCCUGCACGCCGCCAAGACUGUGCUCUACGACGGUAAACUGUCCAGUGCCAUUGUGUUCAUGUACAAUCCUGUAGCGACAGACAGUCAGCUUUGUCUACAAUCUGCUCCCAAGGGCAACACAUCCUACUUCGUCCAUACACCACACGCUCUCAUGCUACAGGACGUGAAAGCUGUGAUUACCCACUCAAUACACAGCACACUCAACUCUAUCGGAGGCAUACAGGUGCUGUUUCCUCUCUUCUCACAGUUGGACUUGCCUUACGACUCCAUGGACGGUCGCAGAGAUCCUACCCUCUGUUCGAAGCUUCUGGGUUUCAUCUGUGAGCUGGUGGAGAGCUCUGCGACAGUGCAGCAGCAUAUGAUACAGAACCGAGGGUUCCUGGUCAUCAGCUUCAUGCUGCAGCGGUCCUCCCGAGAACACCUCACUCUGGAGGUCCUAGGCUCUUUCCUGGGUCUCACCAAGUACCUUGUCACCUGCCUUAACUCCAACAGCGAGCUGCUCCUCAAACAGUUGUUUUGUUUCUCGUUCCUGACGUGGCAGCUGUUGGAUCAUGUGCUGUUCAACCCUGCACUGUGGAUCUACACGCCCGCUGCCGUCCAGACCCGCCUCUACUCGUACCUGGCCACGGAGUUCCUGGCAGACACACAGAUAUACUCUACAGUCCGACGAGUGUCAACUGUGCUCCAGACUGUACACACUCUCAAAUACUACUAUUGGGUGGUCAACCCUCGGGCCAAGAGUGGCAUCACACCAAAGGGUCUGGACGGACCAAGACCAGCCCAAAAAGACAUCCUGGGAGUAAGGGCAUACAUCCUACUGUUCCUCAAGCAGCUGAUGAUGGUGGGCCAGGGCGUGAAGGAGGAUGAGCUACAAAGCAUACUGAACUACCUGUCUACUGUCCGUGAGGACGAGAAUUUGCAUGAUGUCGUCCAGACCCUCAUAGGUUUGAUGAGUGACCAUCCAGCUGCGAUGGUGCCAGCGUUCGACAUGAAACAUGGUGUUCGCACUGUGUUCAAACUGUUGGCGUCGGAGAGUCAGCUGAUCAGGCUGCAGGCGCUCAAACUCCUCGGCUUCUUCUUGAGUCGCAGCACACACAAGAGGAAGUAUGACGUGAUGAGUCCUCACAACCUGUACACUCUGCUCGCCGAGCGAUUGUUGCUCAAUGAGGAAACGCUCACGUUGCCAACGUACAAUGUUCUGUAUGAGAUCAUGACAGAGCACAUCAGCCAACAGAUCCUGUACACAAGGCACCCAGAACCAGAAUCCCACUUCAGGUUGGAAAACCCUAUGAUACUGAAGGUGGUGGCUACCCUUAUACGACAGUCCAAGCAGACAGAACAGCUGUUGGAGGUAAAGAAGCUGUUUCUCUCAGAUAUGACGUUGCUGUGCAACAACAACCGUGAGAAUCGCAGGACUGUACUGCAGAUGUCAGUUUGGCAGGAGUGGCUGAUAGCGAUGGCUUACAUCCACCCCAAGAGUUCUGAGGAGCAGAAGACCUCGGAUAUGGUUUACUCCCUGUUCCGAAUGUUGCUGCACCACGCUAUCAAACAUGAGUAUGGCGGCUGGCGUGUUUGGGUUGACACAUUGGCCAUCGUACAUUCCAAGGUGUCGUACGAAGAGUUCAAGUUGCAGUUUGCCCAGAUGUACGAACAUUACGAACGUCAGAGGUCUGACAAUAUCACAGACCCCGCCUUGAGACAGCAGCGGCCCAUAAGCACCAUCUCCGGGUGGGAACAUCAGGCGUCGAGACCUAUCCUCACGUACCAGAACACAAAUGGAGAGAAAGAAGAAAUUACGCUUAGGGAGCCAGAGCCGCUUUGUAGUUGUGAGAGAGACACAGAGACACCUGAGAUGUCCGUUAGUCCCAUCCCUGGAGAACAGCCCCCAGCAGUAGUAGAGUCCUCUGUCCCAGCAGCUUCUCCAGCACUGUCCAUCCUGGGUUCUGAGACAGCACAAUCAGUGGGAAGUCUGCAGAACGGGUUGGAGGAAGAGGAGGAGGAGGAAGACACUUUGGUUGUCACACACACCGGUGUCAUCAUCACAGAGCUUUUCACUGAGGAGCCUGUGCCCGAGGAGGUGCCUAAGACAGAGGCAGACCUAGAGAGUGCAGAAACCGUUGAAGAGGACAAAGAAGAAGAUUUCAGAGAGGUAGAAGAAGUGGUGGAGAGAGAAGAUGAGGGCAAGGUGAUUAUUGAGAAAAAAGAAGUGGAAGAAGACAAUAAGGAUGAAGAGGAAGUUAAAAAUGAUGAAAAAGACGAUGAAAGUACUGUGAUCAGUGCUACAGAAAUACCUUUACCUGUUGUUAAUGUAGCUGAUGAAAUUAGUGACAGUGACGAGAGGACUUUAAGUGUAGAAAUCGAAAGUAGUGAAGUUGUUUUACAGAGUGAUGUGAGCAAACUGAUCGAACGUGAAAUCGUUGACAGUGACACUUCCGAAGCGUACUUAACACCGACAGAACGCGAGAAUGAUCCGGUGGUAAUUUCGCAGAGCAUUUCUGACAAAUUACCUGAGUCCGUCCACUUGCCGGAGACUCGUGAGUCUGGUGAAGACGAUCAGGAGCACGGUGAUAGCAGUAGUGAUAGAGCCGAGUUGCCCGUUGUUAGUGAAAGUUGCUCAAACGAAACGGAAGAACAAUCGUGUGACAUUACCAAUGUGAGUCCUGUGAGUGAACAUUCCGAACAGGAGAGUAAAGAUCCGUCCAUAGAUCAGUCUGCGACCACAUUGAGCGAAGAGAAGCCUGCAACAGAGGAAGUUGAAACUGCCGAAACAGAGGAGAACAGCACUGACGUAGUACCCACUCCAAUUACCCAGAUAACACCAUCGAUAACUGCACAGGAUAGUCCACAACAUGUUGAGCACGCUGCCGUAGCCAACGUGAAACCUGAAACUGAGGAUGACACAGUCGACACUAUCGAAAGUCCAGAAGUGCGUAUGUCACCUCAGAAGCGACCCCAUAGCACCUCCAUGUCCACACAAGUUGAGCCCAUGCAUUUCCAUGAAGCCAAGAGAGUGAAGAGCAACGGCAGCCGGCCAAUGUUCAGCCCUGGCCCGUCACGUCCACCGUUCCGGAUUCCGGAGUUCAAGUGGUCCUACAUCCACCAGCGGUUACUGUCCGAUGUCCUGUUCUCCCUAGAGACUGACAUCCAGGUUUGGAGAAGCCACUCGACCAAGUCUGUGCUGGACUUUGUGAACAGCAGUGAGAAUGCCAUAUUUGUGGUGAACACCGUACAUCUCAUCUCCCAGUUGGCAGACAACCUCAUCAUAGCCUGCGGUGGUCUUCUGCCUCUACUAGCCUCGGCAACCUCUCCCAAUAGUGAGCUGGACGUGAUGGAGCCCACACAAGGCAUGCCAGUCGAGGUGGCUGUGUCGUUCCUGCAGCGGCUGGUCAAUAUGGCUGACGUCCUUGUGUUUGCCAGCUCCCUCAACUUCGGCGAGCUCGAGGCUGAGAAGAACAUGUCCAGUGGCGGUAUUCUGCGUCAGUGCCUCAGACUGGUGUGCACAUGUGCUGUACGGAACUGCCUAGAGUGCAAGGAGCGAGGUCGCCCUUCACUGCCUACACAACACAACAACAAGACUGCCCACCUGCAGUCCCUCAUCAGAGGUGUUCAGGCCUCCCCCAAGAAUAUGGUAGACAAAUUGUCAAACCAGUCAACUCCAGUGAAAGACCCAGAGAAGCUACUGCAAGACAUGGAUGUCAACCGACUAAGAGCGGUUAUAUACAGAGAUGUGGAGGAGACUAAACAAGCACAGUUCCUCUCACUCGCUAUUGUCUACUUCAUAUCCGUGUUGAUGGUGUCCAAGUACAGAGACAUACUGGAGCCUCCUGUGGCAGUCCGAGCUCCCAGUCCGCCACUGCCCUCCCUGCGGACCAACGGUACUCACCCCGCCCACCCUGCCACUGAUAGUCCACCAGAUUGCAGUGGAGCGAGACCUCUGUUUCCACAAUGGUCCCACCAUGUGUACCCCCAGUUUCUACCCAAUUCCCACCCCAAUGCACCCCCUGCCCCUUCCCACCUUCUCCGUAACAACAAUAACAAUAACAUCAACAACAACGGCAAAGCUAUCCGGUACCCUGGGCUCUCGCGGCAAGAGGAAGGAGAAUGUGACGUGAUAGUCGUGGACGGAAACAACUCCUCAGUAUUCACAGACAGAGACGAUGUUGUUGGUCCUCAGUCCAUCAAGGCACACGCUCCAUUCUCCCACUCUUGUUAUGACUUGGACGACUCGAGGUUUGCGCGUAACACAUCCCGACAUCACGUCAUCAACCAAAACACCAAGAGUAUCGGGUCCGUGGAGGAAGUGAUCUCGAUGAACUCGCAACCAGCGUCGGAUGUAGACAGCAAUACAACAGACGACAACAAGAACACCAACCUGACCACUAACGAUGAGAGCUGGACAGACGUCAACCUCAACGAGGACACUCAGCACGUCAAUGAAGACCCCAGGAACAUUCACAACAUGUCGCAUUUCAGAGGAAGCCUGGACUCGGAAGGGAACUUGCAGCGGGGGGAGAAGCCCCGGGCAGAGAUUAGUGUGGUGCGAGUGCCACCCAGUGACCCUCCAGUACCACCUUGCCCAGAGGAACUGCCCAUCAAGAGUGUGCCACUUCCCAUGCCAGUGCCCACCCCCUCCAGAGAGGCCUCCCUCACCCAGCAGUUAGAGACAGCCCUGGGUUCUGUUUGUCCUCUGCUUCGGGAAAUCAUGGUGGACUUUGCCCCCUUCCUGUCCAAGACUUUGGUUGGCUCCCAUGGCCAAGAGCUGCUCAUGGAGGGAAAAGGUCUGACAACAUUCAAAAACAGUCAUUCUGUGGUGGAGCUGGUGAUGCUGCUGUGCUCGCAGGAGUGGCAGAACUCUCUGCAGAAACAUGCCGGACUGGCUUUCAUUGAGCUCAUCAAUGAGGGCAGGCUGUUGUCACAUGCUAUGAAAGACCACAUAGUCCGGGUGGCCAACGAAGCUGAGUUCAUCCUCAACAGGAUGAGAGCCGAUGAUGUGUUGAAACAUGCCGACUUUGAGUCGCAAUGUGCGCAAACACUGCUGGACCGGCGGGAGGAGGAGCGGAUGUGUGACCAUCUCAUCACAGCGGCGCGCAGGAGAGACAAUGUGAUAGCCGGCCGGCUGCUGGAAAAGAUAUGUAACAUUCUGUCCAACAAACACGGAGCCUGGGGCUACACGGAUCCCACACAUGCCAGACAAGAGUUUUGGAAGCUGGAUGCAUGGGAAGAUGAUGCAAGAAGAAGAAAGCGUUUUGUACACAAUCCACGAGGAUCGAGUCAUCCUCAGGCGACUCUGAAAGCCGCUUUAGAACAUGGAGCUCCUGAAGAUGCAAUUUUACAGGCUAGAGAAGAGUUCCACGCACACCUGGCUGCGUCCCACUCCCAGCAGUCCCAGUCCACCGACCUCAUGGACGACAGUGAACUGCUCACUGAUGACAGGGACCUCGAUGUUGAUCUGACCGGGCCGGUAAAUAUCAGCACCAAGGCGCGACUGGUGGCUCCGGGUCUCGUGGCUCCCGGAAUGAUAUCUAUCACCUCAACGGAGCUGUACUUUGAAGUGGACGAGGAGGAUCCAGAGUACAAGAAACUUGACCCUGAGGUGCUGAAGUACUGCGAUCAUCUGCAUGGCAAGUGGUACUUCUCCGAAGUUAGAGCCAUCUUCUCGCGGCGCUACCUGUUGCAGAAUGUCGCCAUCGAAAUCUUCCUCGCAAGCAGAACGUCUCAUGUUCGCCGUUCCCCGACCAGGCGACGGUUCAAGAGGUCCAUCAAGGCCUUGCCCAGAGUCGGAGUCGGCAUCAAAUAUACGUACCAAUUGUUGCAGGCGAGCGUCGAUGAGUCCGCUCGCCAGUUGAUGAGGAACUCAAACAUGACACAGAAGUGGCAGCGUCGUGAGAUCUCCAACUUCGAGUACUCCGGCAUGUUCCUCAACACCAUCGCUGGUCGCACAUACAAUGACUUGAACCAGUACCCUGUGUUCCCGUGGGUACUCACCAACUACGAGGCUAAGGAGUUAGACCUCAGUCUACCUAGCAACUACCGGGACCUGUCCAAGCCGAUUGGAGCACUGAACCCUAGUCGGAGAGCCUACUUUGAGGAGAGAUACAACAGCUGGGAGCAUGAGAGCAUUCCUCCCUUCCACUACGGCACCCAUUACUCCACCGCAGCAUUUGUGCUCAACUGGCUUAUCAGAGUGGAACCUAUGACCACUAUGUUCUUGGCCCUUCAGGGAGGAAAAUUCGACCAUCCAAACAGACUUUUCUCCUCAAUCGCGCUCAGCUGGAAAAACUGUCAAAGGGACACCUCCGACGUAAAGGAGCUGAUUCCGGAGUUCUUCUUCCUCCCAGAGAUGCUGGUGAAUGUGACCGGUAACCGCCUGGGCCAGCAAGAGGAUGGCACAGCAGUGGGCAGUGUGGAGUUGCCGCCCUGGGCGUCCUCACCAGAGGAGUUCAUCCGCAUCAACCGGAUGGCUCUGGAGUCAGAAUUUGUAUCCUGCCAACUUCAUCAGUGGAUAGAUUUGAUAUUCGGUUACAAGCAAAGAGGACCCGAGGCAGUCCGAGCUUCCAAUGUAUUCUACUACCUCACAUACGAGGGCAGUGUGGACAUGGAAACCAUUACUGACCCUGUCAUGAAGGAGGCUAUUGAGAACCAGAUCCGAAAUUUCGGCCAGACACCUUCUCAACUGCUCAUGGAACCUCAUCCUCCUCGCAGCUCUGCCAUGCAUCUGAGCCCAAUGAUGUUUUCAAGUGUUCCUGACGAUAUUUGUAUGACUAUGAAGUUUCCGUCCAACUCACCGAUCUGCCAUAUCUCCGCUAACACAUAUCCACAACUGCCUUUGCCGUCCGUUGUUACGGUCACCAUUAACCAACAGUUUGCGUUGAAUCGGUGGAACUCCAAUUAUGCAGCUACUGUCCAGUCGCCAAGUUAUGCUGAUACACCACAGAACCAGGCGGCUAACCUGCCCCUGUCUAUGGACCCUGUCUUGUUACAAACUGGUAACAAUAACAAUGCAGCUGUCAGAAGACACCUCGGUGACAACUUCAGCCAGAAACUGCGAAUACGCAGCAACUGCUUUGUCACGACUGUGGACAGCCGAUUCCUCAUUGCCUGUGGCUUUUGGGACAAUAGCUUCAGAGUCUUCUCAACUGAGACUGCCAAGAUCGUGCAGAUAGUGUUCGGCCAUUACGGUGUUGUGACGUGUCUGUCACGCUCUGAGUGUAAUAUUACCUCAGAUUGCUACAUCGCCUCCGGCUCUGCUGACUGCACGGUGCUGCUGUGGCACUGGAACGCUCGCUCACAGACCAUCGUGGGCGAGGGUGAAGUGCCUACGCCGCGUGCCACUCUUACUGGUCAUGAACAGCCUGUUACCAGCGUCGUCAUCAGUGCAGAGCUGGGUCUUGUCGUGUCUGGUUCUGUUGCUGGACCAGUGCUGGUACACACAACAUUCGGUGACCUGCUGCGUUGUCUGGAGGCCCCCGUAGGCUUCAUCAGUCCCGAGAGUAUCGCCAUGUCGAGAGAGGGUGUCAUCGUUGUCAAUUACGAGCGAGGCCACAUCGCAGCUUUCACCAUCAAUGGAAAACGGCUGCGACAUGAGUCUCACAAUGAUAACUUGCAGUGCCUGCUGCUGAGCAGAGAUGGAGAGUACCUGAUGUCUGCUGGCGACAAGGGCAUCGUCGAGGUCUGGCGAACGUUCAACCUGGCGUUGCUAUACGCCUUCCCCUCCUGUGACAGCAGUGUGCGUUCCCUAGCCCUCUCUCAUGACCAGAAAUUCCUGUUGGCGGGUUUGGCCACUGGUACCAUUGUCCUGUUCCACAUUGACUUCAACCGGUGGCACCACGAGUUUCAACAGCGUUACUAGGUUUUCGCCAACUUCUGGAGUUAUCCUCCAUGGACACGCCCUUGGAACUAACCCCAGAACCCUUUAACCUCUUGCACUUGAACGUUUUCAGUUACAAACAUUCCACUUGUUUGCGAUAUUAUGCAGGGUAACACUCAAAUGGUUGCUAACUUUUUUGGUGUAUUUAGUUAAGUCUGACCUAAGAUUUGAAGUCGAGGUCAUAUGAUGUGACUUAAUUUGCUUAACAACAGAAGUCUUUUACUGUGCUGUGAUUGUAAAAGUAACUGUACUUAUUUUAGGCAUUUCAGAACUUGUUAUGCAUUUAUUUUUAUAUCAAAUUUUUACUCAAUGUACUUAAAACAGUUUUUUGUUGAAGUGUUCUCCUGCUUUUCUUAAAAGAUUUUUAUAGAGGGUUAAUAAUCUUUAGCUUGGAUAGUGAGAAGAAAAGAGUUGUGAAAAAAUAGAAUUAAAUAUUUACUGUAAAAAUUUUAUUUUUCAAAGGUUUAUUUUUUAAUUGGGUCUUUUGCAAUGCAUUAAUAUGUCCGGCGCAUUAUUGUUUAGUUGCAUAUUUUGCUUCUUCACUUUAGAAAAACAUAAUUGCAAACUGUUGUGAAGUGUGUCAAAUAUUACGAGGUUGUGCAAUAUAAACUUAACUAUUGUAGAGCUUCUUCCAUUUGGAAAAUUUCAGUAUUUUAAAAUAUAGUUUUAUUUAUUUCAAAUAUGUAUUCUAUAUAAUGUUUAUUUUAAUAAGAAACUAUUUAUAAUAAAUAAUAAUGUAACUUGGGUUCAGUUUUGUAUUUGUAACUAAAACAUAAUAAUGAUAAUAGUAAUUUUAUAAUGUAAGUGAGUAUUGUGUUAUGAAUUUUCCUUUAUGUAUCCAAGUUAAAAAUAUAUCAGUUUGUUUAUUUUUCAUAGAUUUUAUUGUUUUAAUUUUAAUUAUAUUUUAUUGUUUAUACGUAAGAUAGUUUAUAUAUUGAAUAAAUGUACUUAAUAUUAUAUGUUUUAACAUGUAUAGUAUAAUUUAGAAUCCGUUCAAAUAAUUAAUGAACAUAUUUGAUUACUGUUAUUUACAUAAUGUACACAUAAUCACAUUAUGUAUAAAAAUACUUAGCCACAAAAAUCAUAUACAAAUAAUGUCUUAGCUAAUUUAGUUCUGAGGUACUUUUAUUCUUGUUGCCUUUUAAUUUAAGUUUUUGAAUGCUACACCAAGUUUAUCACACCAAUGUUAUUCUGUUGUUUAUUGACUGAAUAUUUAUUAAUCAUUUGGCAUAUACAAUAAUGUAAACGUACUUUUGUUCAUAAAAUUGCACUGAUUUUAGUAACUAAAAUUGAACAUACUUUUAAGCAAUUUGUAUAUAAUUCUAGAUGAAAAGAAAUGUGAACAAAUGAUAGUCAAUUUUGUGGAAGUGUUAAAUUGUUGUUUCAACAGUCCUCAAAUUUAUUUAGUGUAUAAAUAUACAAACAUCUUCACCACUACAGUAAUUGUACUGUAUGGUGAGAUAAAGAUUGGAGUAUGUGAAUGUAUGUGGAUGUAAUAAAAUGGAGAAAUUUAUUAGAAAAGUUACUAAGUAAAUUCCGUCUGGAGUUGACUUACCGUUUAUUUAUACCAGGAGUACCCUCUACACUUUGCUGUUUGCUUUAAUGUUUGUUUAUGUCCUAAAAUAAUUUCUAUAUUUAAUUAAACGUAUAUAUUUCACACUCACUACACUGUACUUACGAAUAUGAUGUAAGUUACUUGUAGGGUUCUCGUAAGACGUAGAGCCUACACCACCCGAGAAAGUGUCUAACCAACAGUGUAUCAUGUGCCAAAUGUGGGGCAGUCUCUUGUACAUAGCACUACUACACCGGGACUGUCAACUACUGUACCAACUUAGUCUAACGCGAUUUGUACUUAUCUUUGCAAUCCAGAAAGUGCACGUGAACAGGUUUUCUAUCGUAGUCAUAUUCAGUUUCUUUAGUUCCACCAAUUUUGUACACAGUUACAAAGUUCACCUGUAUAAUACACAGAACCAGUAUAACAGCAACCGUGUUGUGAUGCACAUCCCUCCAUAAUGUUGUUUACUGUGUUGUAGGUGACACGUGUUAGCUGCACACAACACUUGCGUAUUGCAGGACCAAUGUUAUUAUGUUCUCGAACCCGUUGAAAGUCAAGCAAUACAACUUAGGUGUACUAACAGUUUCAUAAACAUUAACAUAUCUUGUUUUUUACGUAUACCGUUUUACUUAACAACAGUUUAAAACUGUUUCGUUUACUAUAAAUUUUAACACAAGUCCUAAAAUAUAUUGUUAAACAUUGUAUUCUAAGAAAUAUUUUACAACACAUUAUUAGUUUUAUAAAUAAAUUUCUCUCACGAAAAUAAGGUUUAGCUUGGUUCUUUGGAACUUUAAGGAGCCAUUUUGGUUUUGUAACACCAUCUUCCUAAGGGCAACUUUUGUUUGGUAUCUAUGUCAGAGGAAUCUUAGGGAAUAUGGGCGUAGAACAUUUUCUGUAGCUCCUGCACGAUUUGAACUCGGGAACCCUUGUAUCAUAUGCUUACAGACUAGCCAAUACACUAUGGCUUCUUUGAUUACUUUUCAUAAUUUUUUAUAGAUGUAUCGUGUAAAAAUGCUGGUAAAGAUCUUUUGGCAGAUUCAUAGAUUCAAGUUUGAAAACCAGCAAUAUUUGUAAAUUUGAUUCAUUGUAGUAGCAAAUUAAAAUAAGACUCAGUAUCUGGCACCAAUUUUUUCAUGCAAAAAUAUCAAUGACAUUAUUAAAUUACCAAGGCCUUUUUUUAAUAAUAACAUUAAAUGAAUUCAAUUUAAUUAUUUUAUUUUAUCUUUUUUAGGAGAGGCCUAUCUCUUGGUUCUCACGGCAAAAUUGUUAUACACUUAACUUUUGUUAUGUUAUUGGUCAAAAUUCCGAUUUUUGGGAUCCUCGAGUUCUAUCAGAUAUUCAUGUGAACUUCCUCAUCUGUAUGUUAGAGUCAAUCUCAACAAAAUAAUGCUCGAAGGAAAAUGAAUCCUUAAAAUUGACAAAAUACCAAAAAUACCUUUUUUUAAUGUUAUAUUUUUAAAUGGCACAUCAAGAUGGUAAAAAAGUUUAGUAGUACGGUAAAUGUGCCAUAUUGACAGCUCUGCUGCAAGCCACUUAUUUUUUAAUCUUUUUUAAAUAGAUGAUUUUUGUAAGUACAUGUGGUAACCGUAAGUUAGUUUCACUUCAACUAUUACAAUCUGUACAUUCCAUGAGAGUUUAAAUAUAUAAUUAUUCAUGUUGCUUCCUUUUUUCGGAAUGAAUGGUUACAUUGCAAUGCUUUAUGUGGUUAAAUGGACAAUUAUGAGAAUUAGAGACAUAGGUAUUAUUCUUCAUCUAAGUCAAAGACUUAAGGGUCUUUAUGAUCUGUUUGUUCACUUCCUAAUUCUAAUUUUGCCUUAUAUAAUAAAAAAAUAAGAAGACUUUUCGUUUAAAUUAAAAUGGAAAGAGAAUUUCGCAUCAUUUAUUUCUUUCGUAUUGUGCAAUUUCCAUAGUAUUAACAUUUUGAUGUUGAAUUAUAAUAUUUUAGAAGUUUUUUGCACAUCUCCCAAUGAUAAAAAAUUUGUCAUCCAGUUCUUUUUCAUGUGAAAACUGCACUAUUAGUACGUUUAGUUAGUUGUAACAUAUUUUCUGAGUUCUGAGGCCCGGAAUAGAAGUCUGUAAAAUACGAAGCACAAACACUUAAAAUACUUAAGAAAGACAGAUCAGAAAGAUCUGAAAGCCCAUCUCCAAGACACUGCACUCAGAUGAUGAUAGCAUAGACUAGAGUGCUUGUAUAGAUAUGUAGUAAGCAGCUUCGGUGUUAUGUUUCAGUUUAAAUUCUGUGCCCUCAAUUUGUUGAAUAGUGUUAGAAAAAAAUCCAAGAACGCAUUUUAUAUUGUUUUUAAGUAUACAAAUUAAAAUACUAUUUGAACUGUUGUGGAUUUCUCACAAAUUUGAAAGCCUCCGUGAUUCAGUGUUUACAUUGUAAUUAUGAUAAAUGUAUAUAGAGACUUUUUAUGUAAUCUCGACAUCAAUAUUAAUUUUACUGUUAAGUUGUGUAUCAGUUAUAGAACAGUACAGUUGUAAUAUAGCUGAAAAUGUUAAUGUUGUUUUCAAAAAUUUGGUCCUUAUCGAAUUUUCUCUCCCUUUGUAUAUGAAAAGUUUCUUUGGAUACAAAAAGGUGGAAAAUAAAUUGUGUUUGUAAUUAUUGUAAAAUAAAAACACAGGAGCUUGAAAGAAUUUUGGUUCCAAACAAUGUCAAUAAGAAGUAAAAGACAGUAUCCGUGAAAGUGGUGGAAUUCUAAAUAUUUUUGCUUGAAGUGUGUAUUUAACCUGACUGCACUUGUAAAUCUUUGCAAUACUUGCGGCUGCUUUUUUGUGCACAGUGUGUAUGUGUGUGUACGUGCGUAUGAACAUAGUAGUGAUAACGCAACGCCUGCUCACAAACCUAUAGACAGUAAGCGACAUACUGUAUUUUGUAAAGCAUUGUCUUUGUUACAUAGAGUGGUUGCAUCCAUUAACUCGAGUGUUUUCAGAUGUUUUGUUUGGGAAAUUAUAAAUAAAUGAGAACAAUUGUG
Messenger RNA from Homalodisca vitripennis (glassy-winged sharpshooter), 13781 nucleotides. RefSeq names its product neurobeachin-like. Gene Ontology annotation, molecular function: protein kinase binding. Gene Ontology annotation, cellular component: membrane; cytosol. The record is from RefSeq and is a predicted model, not a curated record. Lineage: Eukaryota; Metazoa; Arthropoda; Insecta; Hemiptera; Cicadellidae. Gene Ontology annotation, biological process: intracellular protein localization.